Molecule: messenger RNA, 936 nt
Organism: Myotis davidii
Lineage: Eukaryota; Metazoa; Chordata; Mammalia; Chiroptera; Vespertilionidae
Product: olfactory receptor 6C2-like
Exons: 1
Coding region: 1-936 (311 amino acids)
Biological process (GO): G protein-coupled receptor signaling pathway
Cellular component (GO): membrane
Molecular function (GO): olfactory receptor activity; G protein-coupled receptor activity
Source: RefSeq, a predicted model, not a curated record
AUGGGAAACCGCACUGUAACAACAUUCAUUCUGCUGGGCCUGACAAGUGACCUUCAGCUGCAGGUUCUGAUUUUUGUCUUUUUCUUUCUCACCUACAUGCUGAGCAUAACUGGGAACCUGGUUAUCAUCUCCCUCAUCUUACUCGAUUCGCAUCUUAAAACAGCCAUGUACUAUUUCCUACAAAAUUUCUCCCUCUUGGAGAUCUCGUUCACAUCUGCUUGCAUCCCCAGAUACCUGUAUAGCAUAGCCACAGGGGACAAGCUCAUGACCUACAAUGCCUGUGUCAGCCAAGUGUUUUUUACCGACCUCUUCGGUGUAACGGAAUUUUUCCUCCUGGCGGCCAUGUCCUAUGACCGCUACGUGGCCAUCUGCAAGCCCCUGCACUAUGUGACCAUCAUGAGCAGCACAGUCUGCAGGAGACUUGUCUUCUGCUGUUGGGUGGCUGGUCUGUUCAUUAUCAUCCCCCCGCUGAGUCUGGGCCUAAAUCUGGAAUUCUGUGAUUCUAAUGUCAUUGAUCAUUUUAUCUGCGAUGCAGCUCCCCUCCUGAAAAUUUCUUGUUCAAAUACUUGGUACAUGGAACAGACUGUCAUGAUUUGCGCUGUGCUGACCCUUCUAAUGACACUCGUGUGUGUGGUACUGUCCUACAUUUAUAUCAUCAAGACCAUUUUGAGAUUCCCUUCUGUUCAGCAGAGGAAAAAGGCCUUUUCCACCUGUCUUUCCCACAUGAUUGUGGUCUCCAUCAGCUAUGGCAGCUGCAUCUUCAUCUACAUCAAACCUUCAGCAAAGGAGUCAGUGGCUAUUAACAAGGGUGUGACAGUGCUCACUACUUCCAUCGCCCCACUGCUCAACCCUGUCAUUUACACCUUGAGAAACAAGCAAGUCAAACAAGCCUUCAAUAACUCAGUCAAAAGAAUUGUGAUAUUUUCUAAGAAAUAA